Messenger RNA from Spodoptera frugiperda (fall armyworm), 2450 nucleotides. Its product is annotated as facilitated trehalose transporter Tret1-like. The record is from RefSeq and is a predicted model, not a curated record. Gene Ontology annotation, biological process: transmembrane transport. The transcript is spliced from 8 exons. Bases 359 to 1777 code for a protein of 472 amino acids. Gene Ontology annotation, molecular function: transmembrane transporter activity. NCBI's taxonomy places the organism in Eukaryota, Metazoa, Arthropoda, Insecta, Lepidoptera, Noctuidae. Gene Ontology annotation, cellular component: membrane.
UUGUCAACAGUUUUAUCAUUGUGGAAACAAAGACUAUUUUUUUUAGCUUUCCCUCUCAAUACAAGUAUAUUGCAAUGAUAAGGUGCGUCGACAGAUAGUGUUUAGUUCUGCCGCGUUUAGAUAUUGUGAAUUCAGUCGAUGUUGAACAGUAUUCCCGCCUACUCGCACACUUAUGUCAUUUAUACCUAUGGUACCGGCCGUCGUCGUCGGCGCAGCGCAACCCUGACAGUUGAUUGCAGAGAUACGCGUUCGUUGUUGUUACCGAAUACAGUUUUCAUUUAGAUAAGAAAUUGUUUUAGACGUUACAAAAUAGUAACAUUAUUCUUAUUAAGCGUUCUCGGUUUCGUAAAAAACCAAAAUGUCGAAUAAAAGUAAUAGAAAAGUGCAAUAUUUGGCGGGCGUGUGCGCGGCGUUCUCAUUUACAUUCACUGGAGCUACACUGGCGUGGUCGUCGCCGGCGAUUCCAAAGUUCAAAAGUGGUGAAGCGAAUGUUAUUAUCACUGAUACGCAGACAUCAUGGGUGGUGUCUCUCCACUCCGCUGGGGCACUCCUCGGUUGCUACUUCGGGCAGGUGUUAAACGAAAGGGCUGGACGUCGCCGUACAUUUCUGGGCUCAGCCGUGCCGGGCCUCUUAGGUGCGACUCUCUUAUUGAACACCACUAUGCCUGAACUGAUGUAUGUGGCCAGGUUUAUGAUGGGACUCGCAACUGGUAUUAUUGCCGUGGUAACAAUGAUAUAUGUAACAGAAAUAUCGGACAAAGAGAUAAGAGGAGCUUUAGGUAUGACGGUGCAAGUGAUGAACAACUUGGGAAGUCUUACAGUCUACAGCGUUGGUCCCUUUGUUUCAUACAAAACUUUGAAUUGUAUCAUACUGAUUAUACCCGUCUGCUACGUGCUGUUAUGUCUUUGGAUACCAGAGUCGCCUUACUAUCAUCUGAAGGAUGGAAGAAUAGAAGCUGCCAAGAAAGAGUUCAUGAGACUAAAAGGAAAUCAGGAGGAAAGUUUAUUAGAAGAGCAGAUGAAUAUAAUGAGCGCACACGUGAGAGAGAGCAUGGAAAAUAAAACUACGUUGAGAGAACUCCUGACCAACAUGCGUUAUAGGAAGGCUGUAUACAUUGUCACAGGGUUGAAACUACUGCAGUACAUGACUGGUAUUUUAGUAAUACAGUCGUAUUUGGAGCCGAUAUUUAGACAGAGCAACUUCGUGUCGGGGCCCAUCGCUAGUAUCGUGUAUGGAUUCGUGCAGUUGGGGGCAGGUAUCGGCGCAACAUUCUUGUCAAGAUGGUUCGGGCGGCGAAUUCUUCUGUCCAUAUCUUGUCUCGGAGUGUCAGUUGCCAUGACACUAGUAGGCCUAUACUUCUUCCUCCAGGAUACGGUACAAGUCAGCGAGGAAACUUCCCGGGCCAUCUCCUGGAUGCCACUCGUCGGUAUUCUAGGGUUCAACGUCCUCUACGCAGUUGGUGUUGGGAACCUACCUUACGUACUUCAAGCAGAGUUGUUCCCGGUCAACGUCAAAGGUGUAGCUUCAAGCACGGCCACAAUGUUAGCCUGUAUCCUAAGUUUCCUAGUCACAAAAUGUUACCAGCAAAUGAAAGAUGCUUGCGGCCAUUACAUGGUCUUCUGGUCUUUCGCCUUUAUAGGCUACGUCGGUGUAUUCUUUAUUUAUUUCUUUGUACCAGAGACGAAAGGUAAAACUUUAGAAGAGGUUACAACUAACAUACAAGACCAGCGUCCCGAGGCGCAAGCACUGAAUACAGAGAAAAUUGAAAAGGCCUAGUGAGAAGAUUAUGCAUUCCAGUAUUUUAAACGUAAGCGUAAGGAACGGGGUGGUUUUUAGUCAGUAAGAGUCUGACACUGCCUCUCGCCUCGCCCAAGGCGGGAGAAGUCAUUGGAUGAUAUUCCCCUCAAAAAAAAAAAGUAUUUUAAACGUGAGUGGUGCAUGAUAAAGAUUUUUGAUGAUUUCCCGCGACAUUACUAUUUGUUCAAACUUUCGCCGUGAGAAUAGUAUUUAACAACUCCAAAGUGUGAGAAACGAUAGUACAUACAUAGAUGUUUGAAAGGAAAAUAAGCACGCGCUCAUUACUCAAGGACUCAUAGUUAUGUCUCGGGAGAACAAGCCGAUAAUUGUAUUUUGUGGCCAAUGAAAUAACCGUAUCUGUUAUUUCGUAAAAGAUUUACACUCCAAGAGGCAUUUUUGUUUUAGUAAAAUUUAUUAAAGUUUGUUUAAGUAUAUGUAAUUAGGUAUUGUUAUAAACUGUACAUUUACAUGCAUUGUUAUAAAAAGUUGUAAUUGGUUGUUGUCAAACGUUGUACAAAACAAAUAAGUUUAUCUAGUUAUGAUCUAGAAUAAGUAGUAAUAUGAAAAGACUGUCUGCAGAUCAAAAUAAAAACCAAAAUGUGACUAUAAAAUUGUAUUCGGCUGAAUAAAAAUAUGAAAUACAUACUGAUUA